Plectropomus leopardus (leopard coralgrouper) is the source of this 5103-nucleotide messenger RNA. RefSeq names its product cyclin Y (gene ccny). Gene Ontology annotation, biological process: regulation of cyclin-dependent protein serine/threonine kinase activity. The record is from RefSeq and is a predicted model, not a curated record. Gene Ontology annotation, molecular function: protein kinase binding. Lineage: Eukaryota; Metazoa; Chordata; Actinopteri; Perciformes; Serranidae.
UAGCAGCAGCGGUCUCUACAGUACAUCGGCAACCAUGUAGCGCUGAGAGCAAAAAAUAUCUUCCCCCGACUAGCUGAAGAAUCAUGUCCUCCUAUUUAUUAGUGUCGUUAUAAAGUAAUAGUGUUAAAAAUGUGUUUUUGAAGAUAACUGGACAGCCGGACGGAAAUUGCAAGACGAGGGAGUCGAAUGUGAAACCGAAGCCUGUUAACAUACACUGUCUGCCUUCGCCUGGACGUUAGUAAGGAGACAUUGGGGUACUCUUCUGAUUCAUUAGCCUACCUUUGGCGUGUUAUCAGCCUUUUAAAUGACUGCGCUUGUGCGGCUAAGCAUACUGGAGACUCGGGGGAAGGGCGUGUAACGCUUACGGAUACUCGGGGUUUGUAGUUUGCACCAGGUCUGGCUAUCCGCGUUACCGCCCCGUUUUUUCCUCCCUUGUAGUAACGCCAACAGCACGGCCAGGAGAAGGCUGGCUACAGUUUGGGGGUUUGGGCUACAACCAUAACCUGCUUGUAGGCUACCAUGGGGAAUACAACCUCCUGCUGCGUGUCCUCGAGCCCGAAACACCGGAGGAACAACCACUCCAGGCUCGAGCCCUACCGGCCGGAGCCGGAGCUGAGCCGGGAGGACACGGGCUGCAACCUCCAGCACAUCAGCGACAGGGAAAAUUUAGACGAUCUGCCUAUGGAGUACAAUCCCUCAGAUCAUCCCCGGGCCAGCACCAUCUUCCUCAGCAAGUCACAGACUGACGUUGCUGUGCCCAGCAAGAGAGUUCGAGAAAAACGAAAGAGCCUUUACAUCAACCAUUUCACACACAUUUCGGAAAACAAGCAUCAUCCAGGUCCGGUGAGACGGAAGUACAGCUCCUGUUCCACCAUAUUCCUCGAUGACAGCACUGUCAGUCAGCCCAACCUCAAAUACACCAUCAAAUGCGUAGCUCUCGCAAUAUACUACCACAUAAAGAACAGAGACGUCGACGGAAGAAUGUUGUUAGACAUUUUCGAUGAGAAACUGCACCCGCUCUCGAAGUCUGAAAUUCCUCCUGAUUAUGACAAACACGACCCAGAGCAGAAGCAGAUCUACCGCUUUGUCAGGACGCUGUUCAGUGCUGCACAGCUUACCGCCGAGUGUGCCAUUGUCACAUUGGUUUAUUUGGAGAGGCUGCUGACCUACGCUGAGAUCGACAUUUGUCCUGCCAACUGGAAGCGUAUCGUGCUAGGCGCCAUCCUCCUGGCAUCUAAGGUGUGGGACGACCAGGCGGUCUGGAAUGUCGACUACUGCCAAAUUCUCAAGGAUAUUACUGUGGAGGACAUGAACGAGCUGGAGCGCCAGUUUCUGGAGCUGCUGCAGUUCAACAUCAAUGUGCCGUCCAGCGUCUACGCCAAGUAUUACUUCGACCUGCGCUCCCUGGCCGAGGCCAACAACCUCAGCUUCCCUCUGGAGCCCCUCAGCAGGGAGAAGGCCCAGAAACUAGAGGCCAUCUCACGGUUGUGUGAUGACAAAUACAAGGACUUGAGGAAACAAGCGAAGAAGCGGUCAGUGAGCGCAGACAACCUGACGGUGGUGCGGUGGUGUCCAGCCAUCAUUUCCUAACACUGGCUGCCUGCAGCAUGGAGAGAGACCUGUCAGACAUACUGUACUGUAUUUCUGCCUGGUAAGCAGGCAAACCAGGUGGGCAACAGUCCUGUGGAUCACACACACACACACACACACACACACUCACACAAGCGGGCACUUUUACAAGUGUAAUUACACCCUCUCUGGUUGUACAUAAAAGAAGUCCCACUGGCUGCCUGCACUGAACCAAACAGAGCUGAGCUGAACCAAACUGAAAUGUGAGCGUGAGAGUUGUUGAAAUGCAAAAGAAGAGGCCAAACUGCAGAAGAAGAGGCCAAACAGAAAUACAGUAGGUGAUAUGAGAGACUGUGUGAAGAUGGGAAAAUAGGAACAAUGUGAGAAACAACAGACGGCAGCGACGGCAGCGACGGCAGCGACGGCAGCAAUGACAGCGUUCCAUAAUUCCCUCUGAGGCUCCGCUAGCUUGAACGGUAGAUUGAGGAAAGCCGUGUACAUUCCUUUAAUUUUUAACCUUCUGGUUCAGUCACUUUCUUAGCUGAAGCAUGAGAUGAUUUUUGACAGCUUAUAGGCACAUUUAAAUUUUUAAAAAAUGCUCAAAUUUUCAAUUUCAGUGUUUUGUUGGUGUUUAUCCGUUCUGUUGCAUUCCCAUCCAGCAGAAUCCUCUGCCAGCAUCUCCAAGCAAAGACAUUCCACUGCUACCUUGAGUGUACAGUUCAAUUUGACUGGACUACAUAUCAUGGUGUUCAUUUAUAUUGUAGCCAUUUGAUUCAAGUUUUCAUUCAGAGAGCCAAACACUGAAAAGGCAAGUCAGUGUUUAGCUAAGGGGCGCUUUGACAGGACCCGGAAAUUCAACUUGUUUCUCUCACAGCGAGGCCAUCCAGCCAACAUUCAGAUAAAGCAAUACUCAUGCAUUGCUUUGUUGUUGUGAUUAAAUACGAUGAAGCAUGCACACUCGGGAGAAGACUGACUGGAAGUCAGCGGUUCGCUCCUCUCAGUCAGACGUGAGACAUACUGUAGAGCUUUUGUUGUACUUAAUUCACUGCCAUUGUCCUGACCUGUGGUGCCUGUAAUAAGCUAACACCUCUCCCCUUUCUACUGGAGGAAUAGAACAAAUAACUGAAGUAUUUUUUUUUCUUUAACAUUUUGUAUGGUUCUUCCAGCUUACAAAGAAACAGCACAAAUGGAACAUUGACAUUUAGGUGCCACUAAAAGCAUGACUCUUCAGGGUUGUUUUGUGUUCUGGAGAGGACCGAAAUGAAUGAAAAAGCAUUAAGUGACGAUUCAAACUCUGCUUACAAAAAGAUCGAUUGUAUACAUUUUGCUAAAUUGUCUCUGUACAGUGUAAAUACAGCGCUGGUGUGCUGCAUCUGUAGACUAAGGUUGUACUGUAAAAAAAACCAACAACAAACAAAACAGAAUGAUGUUAGAAUAUUUAUAUUGGAUCAGUUUUUACUGUACAUGAGGGGGAUGGUAAAUAUGUUCCUUGUUCCUAUGACAAAUCAAGUAAAGACAAAGUAUUAAGAUUUAAAUGGGAGACACCACUUAAGAGUUUUGGUCUGUUUUCUUGUUACAAUGUUUUCACACUGCAGAAAAUGCCAAGUUUUUUUAUGUGUUACAUACUGUAUAUGGUAUAUAGAUAAUACAAGACAAUUCAGGCUUAGUUUAUUAUUUGUUGUAAUUUCUAUGAUUUUUUUUUACCCCAUUCUGUGGAAGCAUUGCCAGAUUCAUGUGUUUGAUGAUACAUAUUUCUUAUGGAGCCCCAUAACUGAAAAACUGUGGUAAAAGAUUGUCAGGCAAGUGGUACCAUGGAUGUAUUAAGAGACAUAGAUACAGGGUAGGAGGCAGGGCCCCAUUCAUUCUUAUGAAAGUUGCUCAGUGACACAUAAAGCCAAAAUGGUUUAUGUACAGUCACUGGAUCUUACCGUGGACCAGUCACAUGCCACGGACAGACAUGGUCCCCCCAAUGUCAAGUUCUGCAUAAUGAAAGAGGAAGCAGAGCAAGAUAAAUGGGAAUUUUUGUGUGGCAAAAAAUACAGAGUAGCUAAAUGAUUAAAUGUGUGCCAAGGCCAAACACUUGAGAAUUAAGCUGAAAAAUAAAUGAGUCUGUAAAAAACUAACAAAAUAAAGUUUGAGUUUUAAUCAACUGAGUGGAGGUUAGAGGAAAGAUCUAAAUCAUUUUUUCCCUGACUAACAAUAUUAUUAAUUGAUGUUACAUAUUUGGCUUUUUUGAUUAUCUUUUGUAAUGUUUUGUCAGUUUUGGGGCUCCACAGUUAUUGCAUUUACUGGAAAUUGUUUUCAUGAGCAAAUCACUCCCUGAUUUGCUCUUUUCUCAACAUUUCUAAAUCCAGAAAUAGAAAAAUGUACAGGGAUGUAGUAGAGGGUAAAGCUUAAAAAUCACUGACUUGAAUUGAUUUAAUUAAUUCCACUGAAUUAAUUCAUUCUUCACACAUGGAUGGGUUGAUAAAGGCGUUAAGUCAUGUUUUUAUUACAUCAGAUGUGUAAGUCAUUUGCCUUAUGAUCAACUGGAAUCACUUUUCCUCCACUACAUCAUUUAAUCGAAAUUAAAACUUAAUUAUUAAAAAUAUCAUGACGUAACCUGGAAGUGAGGCACAAAAAUAGCAUUUUACCCCUUCAAACCUCUAGAUUAUUUUGUGCAUUUCAUUAGCAAUUUCUAUGACGUAAGUUCUGUUUUUGUUGAGAAUCAAUCAGUCAGUUCAGUGAGAUUUCCAGCUCUGAGCAGCAGGUGUGAGAAAGGACAGAACCGAACCAAAGUCGUGGAAAAAAUGAAGGACGAUCCUGCUGGACGUGUUGCUCUGAGCCAGCCCACUUGCACAUGAAGUAAAGGUGUUGGGACUUGGAAAGAGAGCUGUUGUUGUGCGUGGUGCUUCGAAUGAGUGAAAAAUAAAGUGCAAAAUGUGUCUGUAGGGAAGUAAUGUGACUGGAGUUGCUGUUGUGAGUUCAAACUGUUAGAGGUAAUCAAAGAUUGUAUAUCCUAUUUAUUAUAUGUGUGUGCAUACAGCCCAGUCUGGUGUUUUCUAAACCCAGAAGGAAGCGUUGAUGCCAUGUGGUGAGUCCUGAGGGGGUACCAUGGGCCUGUGGCGUCCUGUCGGCUGGUUACUAGGUGUGUGUCAUAGCCUUGUGCACUGAACUCUACCUCUGCAUAGAGUUUUACUUUUCUCUUGAUUUUUCUUCCUCUCUUCAACAAUUUUUGGGAUUUCACGCAUUCAGCUUCGAUCAUGAUGAUUCCCCGUGCUAACAACUGCUGUAGCUGUGACCUUUUCAUUUUUUUCACUGAUUGAUAUUUUCAACAUGUGCUGUAUUCUGUUGUUAUUGUUGAUAAUGUCGGUGUAUUAUAAUUUUUUUUCAGUGAGUCAGCCAUUCUGUUCCUGUUCUCAGUUUGCCAAACUCACAUCUGUUCUUUUUCUCUCUCUGUUUUCUAUCAUUUAAAGAUCUGCUCCCAAUUCUUCUCUUCUGAAGCAAUGUUUAGAAAAACCAGUGCAAGAAUUAAACUUUAAAACCUUGCAAUAA